AUGCCCUCCUAUAUAAAAUUUCUAAAGGAAAUCCUUUCCAAGAAAAAGAGACUAAAAAACUAUGAGACAGUUGCUCUAACAGAAGAAUGUAGUGCCAUCCUACAGAACAAGCUGCCUUCAAAAUUAAAAGAUCCUGGAAGCUUCUCCAUGCCAUGCUUGAUUGGCAAUAUGAAUAUUGACAAAGCCCUCUGUGACCUUAGAGCCAGCGUGAGCCUAAUGCCCUUGUGCAUAUGUGAAAAGCUGAAUGUGGGAGAAUUGAGACCAAUUACCAUUUCCUUGCAAUUAGCAAACAGAUCAGUUAAGUACCCAGUUGGCAUCCUAGAAAACAUCCCCAUCAAGGUGGGAAAAUUUUUCAUUCCAGUAGAUUUUAUUAUCCUGGAGAUGGAGGAGGAUGUCCAAAUUCCCAUAAUAUUAGGAAGACCUUUCUUGGCAACUGCUGGAGCAAUCAUAGACAUAAAAAAUGGGCGUCUAACUCUCAAAAUGGGGGAUGAAUAG
Hevea brasiliensis (rubber tree) is the source of this 495-nucleotide messenger RNA. RefSeq lists its product as uncharacterized. The record is from RefSeq and is a predicted model, not a curated record. The coding region runs from base 1 to 495 and encodes 164 amino acids. NCBI's taxonomy places the organism in Eukaryota, Viridiplantae, Streptophyta, Magnoliopsida, Malpighiales, Euphorbiaceae. The transcript has a single exon.